Molecule: messenger RNA, 423 nt
Organism: Drosophila subpulchrella
Lineage: Eukaryota; Metazoa; Arthropoda; Insecta; Diptera; Drosophilidae
Product: translation initiation factor IF-2
Exons: 1
Coding region: 19-423 (134 amino acids)
Source: RefSeq, a predicted model, not a curated record
ACAAAUAAGCAUAUCAACAUGGCAUUCCGAUUCAUUUUUGUCUUUAUUGCCACAUUCGUCCUGGCUCAAGGAUCGAUUAUUUCACCAGUCGAGCAGGAGUCUCUCGUGGGGCUGCACCACUCUGGAGUGGUUUCAUCUGGAGCUCCUGUUGUUGGGGUCCCUCGCGGCCAUUCAGCUGCUCCUCAGCCGCAACGCCCCGUCUCUGGUCAUGGAUCCCUCGCCGGUCCAGUUGGAGGAUCUCGUCGAGUGAGUGGAGCGGGAGUAGCAGGAUCUCGUCCUCAUGGUGGUGCCCCUCGACGUCCUUCUGCUGGCGCCCAUGGUCGUCCAAUUGGAGGAGGUGCCCACGCUGGUCGUCCCAUCGGAGGUGGAGUUGCCCAUGGAAAUGCUCACCAGAAUCGCAAUCGCAACCAGAAACCCUAUUAG